Molecule: messenger RNA, 2232 nt
Organism: Salpingoeca rosetta
Lineage: Eukaryota; Choanoflagellata; Craspedida; Salpingoecidae
Product: TK protein kinase
Exons: 4
Coding region: 279-2117 (612 amino acids)
Biological process (GO): multicellular organism development; protein phosphorylation; positive regulation of kinase activity
Cellular component (GO): signaling receptor complex
Molecular function (GO): transmembrane receptor protein tyrosine kinase activity; metal ion binding; ATP binding
Source: RefSeq, a predicted model, not a curated record
AACAACAACAACAACAACAGCAACAACAGCAACAACAACAGGAGCACGAGUUGGUUGGGCCGCUUGAUCUGAGCAGCGACACAAUUCAUGUUCCACACACCCGCCGCAGCGCCGCACAUUAUCGCGUGCAAGUCAUUGACGACGACAACAACAACCACAACAGCAGCAGCAGCAAAUGCAACAGUGGCAACAGUGAAGCUGAUGACGUUUACGACGGCGCCGCCAACGACGAGCACCAUCCCCACCACGAUCACCACGACCACUUUGACCCAUCGCACAUGCCCGCCACCACGGCCACGGCCACAUCGACAGGAUUCACAACGCCGGAGCGCCACGUCACGCCCGCGCUGAGCUCAGUCGCGUCCUCCCCCGAGUUGACAGACGCGCUCGACACGUACAGCAGGUACCCGGAGGACCCCGGCAGCCCCAUGAGCAGCUCAAGCGACAGCCGCAUGUCUGUGAUUCUGCCGUGGAAGCUGCCAACACCGGACCUCCCACCGAUGCAGUUUGAUGAGAAGGGCAACUUUGAUCCCGCGCCGUUUCUUGUUGACCAGCAGCUGUGGCAGCCCAACAACGACUCACCAAAGUGCCGUGCGUGUGGCACGACGUUCACCUUCACCAUCCGACGCCAUCACUGCCGGACGUGCGGUGGGCUCGUGUGUGGCCGCUGUUCCCCACGCCACCCCGUCACCAGCAAGCGCUGCUGUCCGUCGUGCGCGUUGCAUCUCACCGUCUUUGUCUUCAAUCUCCGCAACCACCGUGCAUUCCACGGCAGACUGACCAGCAUGGAGACGGAGGCGCGUCUCAUCAACAGCUCGCGUGGCGGCACGGCACCCUACCUCCUCCGCUUGAGCGAAACAAAUGUCGGCCAACUCAUCAUCAGCAGCAUGUCCAGGGGCGAGAUCCAGCACGCGGCGGUAGAGGGCGUGCCAGGUGCCCUGCGCCUCGCCCGCUUUGGCCGCCAGGACCCAUACGGAAACUUUGAGGAGCUCAUGAAGGACCUGCACGAUCGUGCUGUUGCCCAGACACCCUGCCCGCGCCCCCUGGCCUCGUGCGACGACAAGGGCGUGUGCCGCUGCCCCAGCUGCAACAGGCCCCUCCUCGACAGCUUGUGCGUGUGUGGCGCACUGUGCAGCAUCCCGUCUUCUGCGUCCAUCUCCAAGGCCAGCUCUCACACGCACCUCAACGCCGACGCUGCCACCGCGUCCUCCUCCCUUGGUGGUGGCGGUGGUGAUGGCGACUUGAUCAACCUCAACCCGGAACCGGAAUUGCAUUCCUUGUACCGUGACGAUGCGCGCACGCAUCUCCUGCGCCCGUUUCUCCUCUCCUCCUCCGACGUCCGCAUUGGCCGCGUGCUCGGCAAAGGGCGAACUGCACGCGUGCAUGUUGGCCAAUACCAGGAGGGGCGCGUGGCCAUCAAGGCGUGUCGCCACCGCAGCAGAUAUGACAGCCUGCUGCACGAGGCCAUGGUGCUGGCAACGCUCGACCACGACAACGUGCUCAAGAUGCACGGCUUGUGCCUUGACACGCCCUUGCCCAAGCUGGUGAUGACCUACUGUGAGCGUGGCGACCUGCACAGCUACCUUCGCCUGCGCUCUGCGGGCGCUGUGCAGCCAAAGCGCCUGAAAGCGUUUGCGGCGGGCGUGGCAUCUGGCAUGCGCUACCUCGCAGCCCGUUCCGUCGUGCACCUGGACCUUGCUGCACGCAACGUGCUGCUCGCAGAGGCAUACACGCCCAAGAUUGCCGACUUUGCGUUGGCGCAGUGGCCUGGCUCUGGGCGACCCCUGCCCGAUACGGAGCGCCUGCCCGUGCGGUGGGCUGCACCGGAGUGUCUUCGUGGCGACGACGGCGCCUAUCAGCCGGCUGCAGACGUGUGGAGCUUUGGCGUGCUGCUGUUUGAGAUCUUCUCACGUGGCAGCCGCCCCUAUGACCACCUCACCAGCAACGAGGAUGUGCGUGAGGCGGUGGUGGAGGGCACGUUGCGGCUGGAGGAGCCGCCACUGGGACCACCGGCGAUUCGGUCCAUCAUGUACAGCAUGUGCUUGGUGCCGGACCCGACACAGCGCUCGUCCUUUUCCGAUCUCCACGCAGCCAUCACCAGCCUGCAAAUGGCGUGACGGCAACCAUCGCUGGCUGGUGGUGGGUGGUGGUUGUGUCUUCGUUGUGUGGGCAAGCGUAGCCGUGUGUGUGUGUGUGUGUGUGUGUGUGUGUGUGUGUGUGUGUGUGUGUGGG